CCGCCGCGCGCGCCAUCCGCCGUGAGGUGGCCGGCCGUGCGGCCGCCGCGUGGACCCCGAUGCAUCUGCCGCAAGAGCUGCGACACGUCGGCUACCAGGAGCGCUACCGGGAGCCGGCCAUGAACGGCGCGCCCGAGAUGUACCUGACGGAGCGCACCUACAACCAGGUGGCCACCGAGCACGGCCACGAGCUGGUGCGCACCGGCUCGCCGUGCUUCGUCUGCACGUGCUUGCCCUCCCACUGGCGCUCCAACAAGACGCUACCUGUGGCCUUCAAGGUGAUCGCGCUGGGCGAGGUGGCCGACGGCACGGCCGUCACCCUGCGCGUCGGCAACGACGAGAACCCAUCCGGCGAGCUGCGCAACAACAUGGCCUUCAUCAAGAACCAGGUGGCCAAGUUCAACGAUCUCCGCUUCGUCGGGCGCAGCGGGUAG
Molecule: messenger RNA, 434 nt
Organism: Pollicipes pollicipes
Lineage: Eukaryota; Metazoa; Arthropoda; Thecostraca; Pollicipedomorpha; Pollicipedidae
Product: runt-related transcription factor 3-like
Exons: 1
Coding region: 60-434 (124 amino acids)
Biological process (GO): regulation of DNA-templated transcription
Cellular component (GO): nucleus
Molecular function (GO): ATP binding; DNA-binding transcription factor activity, RNA polymerase II-specific; RNA polymerase II cis-regulatory region sequence-specific DNA binding
Source: RefSeq, a predicted model, not a curated record